Molecule: messenger RNA, 2746 nt
Organism: Clarias gariepinus (North African catfish)
Lineage: Eukaryota; Metazoa; Chordata; Actinopteri; Siluriformes; Clariidae
Gene: pde11al
Product: phosphodiesterase 11a, like
Exons: 20
Coding region: 32-2746 (904 amino acids)
Biological process (GO): signal transduction
Molecular function (GO): protein binding; 3',5'-cyclic-nucleotide phosphodiesterase activity
Source: RefSeq, a predicted model, not a curated record
CAGAAUACUGCAUCUGGGUAUUCGGCUAAUAAUGACAACUUUUGACUUUUCAGACGUGGAGGCGUUUCUGGACCGCCACCCAGAACUCUUCGAGGACUAUGUGAUCCGUAAAAGCGGGCGCGCAGCGGUGAGCACACGCCUGACGGAGACGCGGCCGUGCAGCAGGUCCGCUCCGGAGGAGGAGCGCGAGGACGCGGACUGCGGGAAACGGCGCUCGUCGCACGCCGAGAUGCGGCGUACGUUCGCGCGCUCCAAGGCGAACGCCACGCACCACACUUACGACGAGCGCACGAGCGUGGCGGCGCGGGAGUCGCAGGCCAGCGUGAGGCGGCGCGCGCUCUUGCGCAAGGCGAGCUCGCUGCCGCCCACCACGGCGCACAUCCUGAGCGCGCUGCUGGAGUCGCGAGUGAACGUACCACGCUACGCCUCCAGCGCGCUCGAUUACAAAUACACGCUCAAGGAGUCCGACGAGCGCAAGUUUUUCCUCGAGCUCGUCAAGGACAUCUCCGGCGAGCUCGACAUCACCAACCUGGGCUACAAGAUCCUAGUAAACGUGUGCGUCAUGGUGAACGCAGACCGCUGCUCGCUCUUCCUGGUGGAAGGUCCAGCGCACGAGAGGACGUUAGUGUCCAAGUUUCUUGACGUGCACUCGGGCACAGCGGGGCGACCCUGCUCCAGCGCAAUUCCCUUUGCCGAGGUGCAGCUGCCCUGGGGCAAGGGUAUCAUCGGCUACGUGGCCGAGCACGGCGAGACGGUCAACGUCCCAAACGCGUAUGAGGACCAUCGGUUUAGUGAUGAGAUUGACAAGUUGACAGGUUAUAAAACUCAGUCAAUCCUGUGCAUGGCCAUCUGUAACAGUGAUGGAGAGGUGAUUGGAGUGGUGCAGGCCAUCAACAAAAAACCCAGUGGAACACCGUUUACUGAGGAUGAUGAAAAGGUGCUACAGAUGUACCUACCCUUUUGUGGGAUAUCUAUCUCCAAUGCCAAGCUCUUCUCUGAGUCCCGCAAAGAAUACGAUAGGAGCCGGGCUCUUUUAGAGGUGGUGAAUGAUCUGUUUGAGGAGCAGACAGACCUGGAGAAGAUUGUGAGAAAGAUCAUGCAGCGAGCACUUACCCUGCUUCAGUGUGAACGCUGUUCUGUGCUGCUACUAGAGGACAUCCACUCACCUGUGGUAAAGUUCUCAAAGACAUUUGAGCUUAUGUCACCAUUUUGCAAUGCGGAUCAUGACAUAAGCAUGGAGAAGGUGUCCUGUUCUGACUGGCUGAUCAAUAACAGCAUUGCUGAGUUGGUGGCAUCUACAGGCCUGCCUGUUAAUAUAAGCGAUGUGUGUCAGGAUCCUCGGUUUGAUUCUGAGGCUGACCAGGCCUCAGGCUUUCACAUCAGGUCAGUGCUAUGUGUCCCGAUUUGGAACAGAACCCAUCAAAUAAUUGGUGUUGCUCAGAUUCUCAAUCGCUUGGACAGGAAGACAUUUAAUGAUGCAGAUCAAAGAUUAUUUGAGGCUUUUGUUAUUUUCUGUGGCCUUGGCAUCAACAAUACAAUGAUGUACAACCAAGUGAAGAAAGCCUGGGCAAAACAGUCUGUGGCUCUGGAUAUGCUGUCUUAUCAUGCUACAUGUUCAAAAGCUGAAGUAGAUCGUCUCAAGGCUGCUAAGAUCCCACUGAGCAGUGAACUGGGAAUCGAUGAGUUCUACUUUAAUGACUUUUCUCUGGACAAUGAUGCCAUGAUCACUGCCUCCCUGCGCAUGUUUCUGGAGCUUAGUGUUGUGCAAAAGUUUAAGAUUGAUUAUGAGGUUUUGUGCCGCUGGCUGCUCACUGUAAGAAAGAACUACCGCACUGUGGCCUAUCACAACUGGAGACAUGCUUUUAAUGUUUCUCAGUGUAUGUUCGUCAUGAUAAAUACUGCAGGGUUCCAGGAUUUUCUUACAGACACAGAGACUCUGGCAUUAAUGGUUGGAUCUCUGUGCCAUGACCUGGAUCAUCGUGGAACCAACAAUGCAUUUCAAGCCAAGUCAGGAUCAGCACUGGCAUUGCUGUAUGGAACAUCAGCUACUCUUGAGCAUCACCAUUUCAACCAUGCUGUUAUGAUCCUGCAGAGUGAGGGGCACAAUAUUUUUGCCAAUCUCAGCUCUAAAGAGUACAGCAACAUGAUGCAGCUCUUAAAGCAGGCCAUUCUGUCUACAGAUCUCAACUUAUAUUUCCAAAAAAGAACCAAGUUCUUUGAGUAUGUCCUGUCUGGAGCCUUCACCUGGUCAAUUCAGGAGCAUAGAGACAUUUUUAGGUCCAUGCUUAUGACUGCGUGUGAUGUGGGUGCUGUGACCCGACCAUGGGAGAUCUCUAAGCAGGUGGCAGAGUUGGUGACAAGUGAGUUCUUUGAGCAGGGUGAUAGGGAGCGAUUUGAGCUUAAGCUCACACCAUCUGCCAUUUUUGAUCGCAAUCGCAAAGAUGAACUUCCUGCACUUCAGCUCGAAUGGAUCGAUGGCAUUUGUAAGCCCCUGUAUGAGGCUUUGGUGAAGCUGAAUAGGAAGCUCAAGCCAAUGGUAGAUGGGAUGCAUGCCAAUCGAAAAAAAUGGGAGGAACUCUGUUUGUCCUAUCAACAAGCACGCCAAAUCUCAGAGUCCUCCAAUCCCUGUCCAGAACUGGAAGAAGAAGAAUCAAGGCACUGCACAGACUCCACCCUUUCACAGUCAUGUGAACCUGUGUCAACCAAGCAAAGCACAGAGUCUACCCAUAUGGUGGAGUUAAAUUAG